This is a messenger RNA of Drosophila hydei, 641 nucleotides long. RefSeq names its product ejaculatory bulb-specific protein 3 (gene EbpIII). The transcript has 2 exons. NCBI's taxonomy places the organism in Eukaryota, Metazoa, Arthropoda, Insecta, Diptera, Drosophilidae. Bases 106 to 486 code for a protein of 126 amino acids. The record is from RefSeq and is a predicted model, not a curated record.
UCGUUGAAAUCGUCGUCAGUUUGUUAAAGAUAUUUCGCUACUUCACAACUAGUUGCUCGACUCUGUUUAAUUUUUCGUCGCUGUUGUUGUUAUUGUUAUUUAAGCAUGAAGACAUUUGUUGUAUGCCUUGUCCUGGCAAUUGCCUGUGUCGCCGCUGAAGAGAAAUAUACGACAAAAUACGAUAAUAUUGAUGUAGAUGAAAUUUUGACAUCGGAUCGUUUGUUUAACAACUAUUUUAAGUGCCUGAUCGAUAUGGGCAAGUGCACGCCCGAUGGUCGCGAGCUGAAGAAAUCUUUGCCCGAUGCGCUGGUCACCGAAUGCAGCAAAUGCAGUGAGAAGCAGAAGCAGAACACCGACAAGGUUAUACGUUUCAUCAUCGAAAAUAAGAAAGAAGAGUGGAAGGCACUGCAGGCUAAAUACGAUCCAGAAGAGGUCUACAUCAAGCGCUACAGGGCUCAGGCGGAAAAAGCCGGAAUCCCUAUCUAAAUAUUAGUGAUUUUGGGCUUUUGAAAAUGAUCUAUACACAAAAUAAAUGUUUUUUAUUUGUGUAAAAGCUAUCAAACAAACAUUAAUCUAAGUCCAUUGUGUAACAUACUUAUAGGAUAAAUGGUAUGAUAUAAGUAAAGUAUGCUUUAAACGUA